CAGGAUACUAAUUAUCUCUUAUCCCUCGUACCAAACUCGGGGUUUAGCAUAUUCCCUAUAUUUUCAUCAAUUUGGUUUUGUGUUUUUUCUUUUUUUGGCAUUUUUCUUUCGAUUCCGAAAUCUGCAAAGUGCAGCAUUCUGUUGCAAAACCCUUUUUUUUUUCGCCAAACACAAGAAAUACAGUCGUCCACGUACCAAAGUACCCUGUGCAUCUGUAUUGACUUGGGAUCUUGGAGAAACUCAUUGAGGGUCUGUGAAAAAUCACUUCUUUGGUGCGUAGAAUUGAACAUCUGCUGGGUCAUAGCAAAAGGAGGACACCAUGGAUGUUGAUUCACAGCAGACUAUGGAGGAAACCAUCCUGGUGGGUGAUGAUCUGAUGAUGGGCCCUCCAUCACCAGUCAUUCCACCUGAGAUAGCGUCUCAUGUACUUGAAGGUGUUGAUCUCUGUGACGGAAUCUUGAGGAAUCUCUUCCUCUGCUUACAAAUCAAUGAUAUCGAGCCAUUCUGUCAGGAUGAGAUUGCUUUAUAUCGGCAAUGUGCAGAGAGAAGGGAUAAGGCGCUCAGGCAACGCCUUCAAGAUAGUGAACAGAAAUUAGGGAUGUCAAUGCCUCUUGAUCAAGCAAAGGAAAGAGCCACUCAACUAGAAUCAGAAGUCACAUCACUGGAGAGGCACUUAAUUUUGGCUAGUGGAGUUGAAGGUAUGGAAGGUUUUCGGCAACGAUGGAGUCUACAUGGUCGCGUAACUGAUAUCAAGAGAAGGCUGGAGGCUCUGAAGGGGGGAAUGGAGAACAGAAAGAAGGAUGAGCCGGCUGAAAAUAUCUCUACCAAGAAAAAAUGGUCCUUCUGGUGAAAACAAUAGUUACUCCUCCUUCACCAUCCAACAAAUUGUUGUUUUUGUACUCUUUUAUCGUCAUUGUUAUUUCGUUUUACACAUGUGAAUCCAAGAUUUGAAGAUUUAGGGUUCCUACAGCAACCUCAUGUUAGUAUACAAUAAUAUUUGGGUUCACAGUUAAAGAUGAAUAUAGAUAUUCAGUGAAUUUCUUGAUAUGUACAUGCUCUGUGCAAAAAUACUUGGAUUCA
This is a messenger RNA of Solanum stenotomum, 1080 nucleotides long. RefSeq lists its product as uncharacterized. Bases 320 to 850 code for a protein of 176 amino acids. The transcript is spliced from 7 exons. Lineage: Eukaryota; Viridiplantae; Streptophyta; Magnoliopsida; Solanales; Solanaceae. The record is from RefSeq and is a predicted model, not a curated record.